UAUAUAAGAAACAACCCACAACACACUCUUCACGAACUUGUUUGCAGAAGCUCUUGCUCAGAUCUCAUUUCUCUCCUUCGCAUCCUCCCUUUCAGUCCGAGAAGCAUCUGCAAUGGCUCCCAAGGCCGAGAAGAAACCAGCGGAGAAGAAGCCUGCAGAGAAGAAGCCGAAGGCGGAGAAGAAGCUCCCCAAGGACGCCUCCUCCUCCGACAAGAAGAAGAAGAAGGCGAAGAAGAGCGUGGAGACCUACAAGAUCUACAUCUUCAAGGUGCUGAAGCAGGUCCAUCCUGACAUCGGGAUCUCCGGCAAGGCCAUGGGGAUCAUGAACAGCUUCAUCAACGACAUUUUUGAGAAGCUUGCUCAGGAGGCCUCCAAGCUCGCCAAGUACAACAAGAAGCCCACCAUCACCUCUCGGGAGAUUCAGACCGCCGUGAGGCUGGUCCUUCCCGGAGAGCUCGCGAAGCACGCCGUUUCUGAGGGGACUAAAGCCGUUACCAAGUUCACCAGCUCUUAGGGUUUUAAUUUUUGUUGGAAUCGUUGUCGUUUUGAGAUUCGUCGGUUGGGCUUUAUGUGUAAAUUAAGUUAGUGCUCUCUGUUCUGAUUUGUAAUUGCCUGGAACUAAUCAAACAAGAUUAUUUGGCACGA
Molecule: messenger RNA, 645 nt
Organism: Malania oleifera
Lineage: Eukaryota; Viridiplantae; Streptophyta; Magnoliopsida; Santalales; Ximeniaceae
Product: histone H2B.4
Exons: 1
Coding region: 113-514 (133 amino acids)
Biological process (GO): nucleosome assembly
Cellular component (GO): nucleosome
Molecular function (GO): protein heterodimerization activity; structural constituent of chromatin; DNA binding
Source: RefSeq, a predicted model, not a curated record